UUUCCAACUGAGGGGAAGAGAAGAGAAAGAGGGGGAAAGGAGGACCGAAAAGGAGGAGGAGGAGGAGGUGGAGGAGGAGGAAGAUCAGGAGGAGGAGGAAGAAGAGGAAAAAAGAGAAAAAGAAGAAAUAUCACAGAAAAAAAAAAAAACUCUUCGUUGUCUUGCCUGGGCUUUUCCCCCCCUAAAAAAUAACAUAUUGGAGAAUUGGGAGAAGUCUCUUUGGUUUGGAAAAAAAAAAAAGGAAUCUUCAGCCUAGAUCACUUUCUUAUCCGGACUGGGAUAUUAAAUAUACGACACAUCCAGGAGUUUAUUGGAGCGCAGACUGAUGGCGCAAAGGUACGAUGAGCUGCCCCAUUACGGCGGGAUGGACGGAGUAGGGGUUCCCGCUUCCAUGUACGGAGACCCUCACGCGCCGCGGCCGAUCCCCCCGGUUCACCACCUGAACCACGGUCCGCCGCUCCACGCCACACAGCACUACGGCGCGCACGCCCCGCACCCCAAUGUCAUGCCGGCCAGCAUGGGAUCCGCUGUCAACGACGCCUUGAAGCGGGACAAGGACGCGAUCUAUGGGCACCCGUUGUUUCCUCUGUUAGCUCUGGUCUUUGAGAAGUGCGAGCUGGCGACCUGCACUCCCCGGGAACCUGGAGUGGCCGGCGGAGACGUCUGCUCCUCCGACUCCUUCAACGAGGACAUCGCGGUCUUCGCCAAGCAGGUUCGCGCCGAAAAGCCACUUUUUUCCUCAAAUCCAGAGCUGGACAAUUUGAUGAUACAAGCAAUACAAGUACUAAGGUUUCAUCUUUUGGAGUUAGAAAAGGUCCACGAACUGUGCGAUAACUUCUGCCACCGAUACAUUAGCUGUUUGAAGGGGAAAAUGCCCAUCGACCUCGUCAUUGAUGAAAGAGACGGCAGCUCCAAGUCAGAUCAUGAAGAACUUUCAGGCUCCUCCACAAAUCUUGCUGACCAUAACCCUUCUUCUUGGCGAGACCACGAUGAUGCAACCUCAACCCACUCAGCAGGCACCCCAGGGCCCUCCAGUGGGGGCCAUGCGUCCCAGAGCGGAGACAACAGCAGUGAGCAAGGGGAUGGUUUAGACAACAGUGUAGCUUCACCUGGUACAGGUGAUGAUGAUGAUCCGGAUAAGGACAAAAAACGCCAGAAGAAAAGAGGCAUUUUCCCCAAAGUAGCAACAAAUAUCAUGAGAGCAUGGCUCUUCCAGCAUCUCACACAUCCGUACCCUUCCGAAGAGCAGAAGAAACAGUUAGCGCAAGACACAGGACUUACAAUUCUCCAAGUAAACAACUGGUUUAUUAAUGCCAGAAGAAGAAUAGUACAGCCCAUGAUUGACCAGUCAAAUCGAGCAGGUUUUCUUCUUGAUCCUUCAGUGAGCCAAGGAGCGGCAUAUAGUCCAGAGGGUCAGCCCAUGGGGAGCUUUGUGUUGGAUGGUCAGCAACACAUGGGGAUCCGGCCUGCAGGUUUGCAGAGCAUGCCAGGGGACUACGUUUCUCAGGGUGGUCCUAUGGGAAUGAGUAUGGCACAGCCAACUUACACUCCUCCCCAGAUGACCCCACACCCUACUCAAUUAAGACAUGGACCCCCAAUGCAUUCAUAUUUGCCAAGCCAUCCCCACCACCCAGCCAUGAUGAUGCACGGAGGACCCCCUACCCACCCUGGAAUGACUAUGUCAGCACAGAGCCCCACAAUGUUAAAUUCUGUAGAUCCCAAUGUUGGAGGACAGGUUAUGGACAUUCAUGCCCAAUAGUAUAAGGGAACUCAAGGGAAAAGGAAACACACGCAAAAACUAUUUUAAGACUUUCUGAACUUUGACCAGAUGUUGACACUUAAUAUGAAAUUCCAGACAGCUGUGAUUAUUUUUUACUUUUGUCAUUUUUCAUCAAGCAACAGAGGACCAAUGUGACAAGAACACAAAUGUGAAAUCAUGGGCUGACUGAAACGAUUCUGUCCAUGUAAAGAUCCUCUGGAAAAAGACUCUGAGAGUUAUAACUACUGUAGUAUAAACAUAGGAACUAAGUUAAACUUGUACAUUUCUGUUGAUCACGCCGUUAUGUUGCCUCAAAUAGUUUUAGAAGAGAAAAAAAUAUAUAUCCUUGUUUUCCACACUAUGUGUGUUGUUCCCAAAAGAAUGACUGUUUUGGUUCAUCAGUGAAUUCACUAUCCAGAAGAGACUGUGGUAUAUAUUUUAAACCUGUUGGGCCAAUGAGAAAAGAACCACACUGGAGAUCAUGAUGAACGUUUGGCUGAACCUCAUCACUCGAACUCCAGCUUCAAGAAUGUGUUUUCAUGCCCGGCCUUUGUUCCUCCAUAAAUGUGUCCUUUAGUUUCAAACAGAUCUUUAUAGUUCGUGCUUCAUAAGCCAAUUCUUCUUAUUUUUGGGGGACUCUUCUUCAAAGAGCUUACCAAUGAAGAUUUAAAGACAGAGCAGGAGCUUCUUUUCCAGGAGUUCUGAGCCUUGGUUGUGGACAAAACAAUCUUAAGUUGGGCAGCUUUCCUCAACACAAAAAAGUUAUUAAUGGUCAUUGAACCAUAACUAGGACUUUAUCAGAAACUCAAAGCUUGGGGGAUAAAAAGGAGCAAGAGAAUACUGUAACAAACUUCGUACAGAGUUCGGUCUAUUAAUUGUUUCAUGUUAGAUAUUCUAUGUGUUUACCUCAAUUGAAAAAAAAAGAAUGUUUUUGCUAGUAUCAGAUCUGCUGUGGAAUUGGUAUUGUAUGUCCAUGAAUUCUUCUUUUCUCAGCACGUGUUCCUCACUAGAAGAAAAUGCUGUUACCUUUAAGCUUUGUCAAAUUUACAUUAAAAUACUUGUAUGAGGACUGUGACGUUAUGUUAAAAAAAAAAAGGUGUUAAGUCACAAAUGCGGUAAUAAAUAUUUCAUUUUUGAUUUUU
This is a messenger RNA of Callithrix jacchus (white-tufted-ear marmoset), 2901 nucleotides long. RefSeq names its product Meis homeobox 2 (gene MEIS2). Gene Ontology annotation, molecular function: DNA binding. The record is from RefSeq and is a predicted model, not a curated record. Gene Ontology annotation, biological process: regulation of DNA-templated transcription. Lineage: Eukaryota; Metazoa; Chordata; Mammalia; Primates; Cebidae.